ACUGUGGACUGUGGCGGGUGGCCGAGUCAGUCGAGUGUGGUGGCCGACUGUGGCUGUCGUCGGUCGUCGAGGGGUCGACGCCGUCGACGGAACAAUCCGAACGAUCAGUAUCCAUCGGUAAAUUGGUAUUUAUUUAUUGUACUGAUCGAUAUUCGUGGGCACUCUCAGCGUUCGCUGCGAACGGGGAGUUGUAGGCUAACAAUAAGCAAAUAAGCAAACGAGUGAAUGGGUGGGCGGGAAAGGUGCAUUCGCGAAGCCAACAGAGUGAACAGAGGCCAACUGUUUUAGACGCAACGUAGACGUGUUCAGACGUGCACUGGUGGUGUGCAGGCUUCUCGACGUCGUUUUCAAAACAGAUAGCAAAUUGGCGGCUCGUCUCCUGCACUUGUCAAUCGAUGUCGAACGUAAAUUGUUACAAGUUUAGCAAUAUGCGAUGGAAGACGCAGCUUCUCCGGCAGCUGUUACGCCGUCGUUAACCACAUUAUCCAAGAAACCCGUCGGAUAUCCGUCGGAAUAUCGACAUUCUCAACUUUACCAAAUUUUUCCACCAUUCAUAUAAAGUCAUGGACGGUACCUGCCUUCAUCAGUUGGUCGCAGCACCCAUAAAAAAUUUCCUGCAACUACAACGGAUCAAAGAGAUAAAGUGGAUGAAUCCACGAGCAUGUACAAAUGAGGCAUAUACUCCUACAUCCAUUGAACAUAUGGCAAAUGUGGCAACUCAUGGAAUAUGGGUUGUACCCUCGGUAAUUGGUGGUAUCGAACUUGUACGGCGUUCGUCAACAUGGGCUCAGUUUGUUUCCGCUUGCGUAUACGGCACUUCCUUGAUCCUUGUCUUUGCAGUGUCAACUUUCUUCCACAGUGUACAUUAUUGCAAUCAUAACAGACAACUAAAAGAUGCAUUGCAUCGUUGCGAUCGUGCUAUGAUUUACAUCUUCAUAGCAGCCAGUUACUUUCCAUGGUUAAAUAUAGAACAUUUCUCAGACGAUGAUCUGUUAUUCGCGAUGCGAUAUGUCGUCUGGAUCAUGGCUAUAAUGGGUAUCCUUUACCAGCAGAUCUUUCACGAAAAAUACAAGAUGCUCGAAACUAUUUUCUACGUAGUUAUGGGUAUUGGACCUAGCGUCGCGAUCCUUAAUGUUUAUAACUAUUACAAUAUUACGGAAUUGAAACUGGGUGGACUGAUAUACGUUCUUGGCUUAGUAUUUUUCAAAUCGGAUGGUCGUAUACCUUGCGCGCACGCAAUCUGGCAUCUUUUCGUAGCUGCGGCCGCUGGAUUUCAUUAUUACGCGAUUCUGAACCAUGUAUUUCCUGACAAUGAGACAGACUCGACGAAUGUUCUUGGACCAUCUGGCAGCAUGCCACAAUUAUCUAAUAUAUUAAAGCCUCAUAUAGAGUUGUAGGAGUUGUAUACUAUUUUUUACAAUAUUUCUUCCAAAUGCUAAAGAUUCUAAAAUGUUUUAAAGUUUUUAAGGAUGAACUCUGU
Molecule: messenger RNA, 1480 nt
Organism: Wasmannia auropunctata (little fire ant)
Lineage: Eukaryota; Metazoa; Arthropoda; Insecta; Hymenoptera; Formicidae
Product: monocyte to macrophage differentiation factor 2
Exons: 4
Coding region: 564-1397 (277 amino acids)
Cellular component (GO): membrane
Molecular function (GO): pore-forming activity
Source: RefSeq, a predicted model, not a curated record